Messenger RNA from Anopheles stephensi (Asian malaria mosquito), 5553 nucleotides. RefSeq names its product adenylate cyclase type 2 (gene Adcy2). The record is from RefSeq and is a predicted model, not a curated record. Gene Ontology annotation, molecular function: adenylate cyclase activity. NCBI's taxonomy places the organism in Eukaryota, Metazoa, Arthropoda, Insecta, Diptera, Culicidae. Gene Ontology annotation, biological process: adenylate cyclase-inhibiting G protein-coupled receptor signaling pathway; adenylate cyclase-activating G protein-coupled receptor signaling pathway; cAMP biosynthetic process. The transcript is spliced from 17 exons. Gene Ontology annotation, cellular component: plasma membrane. The coding region runs from base 1365 to 4850 and encodes 1161 amino acids.
AACUGAUAGCUAUCUAGAGUACGAUAAAUGUGAUCCUUCUUGGUCCAAAAUUCUUCCGUCUAAAGUGUCACGUGAAAAGUCUACAGAGUGCGUGUGUGUGUAUUAGUGAUUUGUUUUACAUCCUUCAACGAGCGGGUCAAUGACUUUUUUGACUCACAAAUGCGCUCACCAAGAGAGCGAACGAUAGAGAGUUAGGAAGCGGUGGUAAAAAUAUUCCGAAUGAUAGGGCCGCAACACAUCAAGCAACGCUCAUAUAUAGCUCAUCUAUUCACGGUCACGGAUAGCGAACGAAAGGAUGGUAGAAUGCGAUGUCGUGCGCAACUCAUAAAAAUGCUUCCAACACAGGCCGCGCAAAGCGGGCGACGUUCAAUCGAGGGAAAAGGAUUAACCAAGUAAACAACGAGCUUAGGAUUGCCGUUUAGAACGAGCAAACAGUGUUCGAGAGUGACAACCGGGAAGAGAGCCGGGCUUGAAUGGGGCACAUGAAUUUUGCUAGCUUUAGAUUAUUUCAAUUUAUACGCUUAUCUGAAAUCGACACGAUGCCCGCACACGAGAUACCAAUAAAGAGCCAAUGCGAUUGCUUAUCGAACUCGCCCGCAGACGUUUGACGGAUGUUAAAUUACACCCAACGCACAUUGUUGAUAAGCCCCAAACCCCUUCGACAAUGUUGUUUUGCCGGCUCAUGUAUGCCCAACGUUUUCAUUAACCCGGACUCCGAUCGUUCGGACUCGCGUGAAUUACUUAGUCUUUUUUUUUUGUGCAACGAGUGCUACACUAACACGACCCUGUGCACCCUGUGCGCUACUCAAGUUCAAAACCACAAACCGACCUAACCUUCACCUUCACCGGCUGUCGAAGUGUGAACCACAGCAAUUGCUGAUGUUAUAAGUCAACUCAAAUCGAUGUGAUGCAUGUGUAGUGCUACGGCAAGUGUCGAAUGUAUUCAUCCGUAUUAACGAGUGCUGCGUGAAGGAGUGUUAACCUUAGAUUAGAUUUGAAAACCGCAAACUAAACGGAUUAGUUAUGAUAUACGAACUGAACCUACCGGCAACGAUGACGUUCGAAAGAUAUUCCAGGACAAUGCAAGAGCGGAUAGAGGAUGACAUUCUUUCUGAAAAUUCCCAUCUUGAUGACCUCUACACAAGAUAUCGGCAACGGCUCCGAAGAUCGCUGUUUAUCACCGGUCUGGGAAUAUCGAUACUCUCCUGCAUCACUUCCAUCGUCCUCUGUGCGCUUCACGAUGCGAAAAUCCGAGAUCCAAAUUGAAAACAGUUGAUUUAUAGAUUCUGGCCGAUCUAGCGCUGCUGGCCGGUGCAUCCACAGUGCUAUGCGGAAUACUGGUCGCUCUACAAUUCCCGGCAGUGAUGAACUCGCCCCUGGCAGCUCUAUCCUUCGCGAUAUUAACCACCGGAACGAUCGGGGCCAUCUCCACCUUUGUCGGGACUCAGCUCGCUCCGUUGCCUCUGUUUGCGUUGAUACUCGGAGUCCACACGAUGCUACCAAUUUCUUGGCCCGUAUCGGUCGUGCUUGCCGUGCUGCUCUGCAUCGUCCACAUCGGUUAUCGCAUCCUGUCGCAGGUUCACGACUUCCCGCCGACGUUCUUCCCGCAGCUGCUCGCCGAAACGGUGUUCCUAGCGUCAGCAUCCGUUUCCAGCCUGUACUACCGUAUCAUGUCCGAUGCGGCCCACAUCGACGCCGUCGACGGUACGCGGACGGGCAUCGAGCAGCGGGUGAAGCUGGAAUGUGAGCGGGAGCAGCAGGAGCAGCUGCUGCUGAGCGUCAUACCGGCCUACAUUGCGGCGGAGGUGAAGCGUAGCAUAAUGCUGAAGAUGGCCGACGCCUGCCAGCGUGCCGGCGGCCAGACACAGACCAGAUUCCACGAAAUGCACGUGCAGCGCCACAACAACGUGUCCAUACUGUAUGCGGACAUCGUCAACUUUACGCCACUGUCCGAGCAGCUGACAGCAUCCGAUCUGGUUAAGACACUAAAUGAAUUAUUCGGACGAUUUGAUCAGAUCGCACAAGAAAAUCAAUGUCUUAGGAUAAAGAUUCUUGGUGAUUGCUACUACUGUGUGUCUGGGUUGCCUGUCUCAAGACCCCACCAUGCAGCGAACUGUGUCAACAUGGGGCUUCAGAUGAUAGAUGCGAUACGAUUCGUCCGGGAGGCAACCGGCUUCAAUGUGGACAUGCGGAUCGGCAUACACACCGGCAACGUGCUGUGCGGUGUGCUGGGCCUGCGGAAGUGGCAGUUCGACGUUUGGAGCGAUGACGUGACCCUGGCCAACCAUAUGGAAAGUGGCGGCGUUGCAGGCCGGGUACACAUCACAAAGGCAACGCUGGAUUAUCUGGGCGACAUGUUCGAGGUGGAACCGGGCGGCGGUGCCACCCGAGAGUCUUACUUGGCGGAUCAUAAAAUUGAAACAUAUCUUAUCGUGCCACCGAAGAAACCGGCAACCGAUUUGGGUAAGCCAACAGCACCCGACUCGCACACACCGACCUCGAACCUCGGUACACCUUCCCCCACGGCGAUGGUACAAAUCAACGAGCCCGAACAGGAGCACCUGCUUCCGGUGCUGGAGCCUCCGAAAACACCGAAAACUCCACGGACCCCCAAAACCCCGGACGACAUGCGCCGGUCGCACACCUCCAUCUCGCCCAUCGCCAUUCCCGAGGAGCAGGAGCAACUGCUGCCGCCAUCUCCGGCCAAUAUUGCUUCCGGCGGUGGGCAUGGUGGGCUGCUGCCACCGCCAUCACCCAACUCCAAGCAAACCGUGCAAAUUAACCCGCCCACCAUUAACGAGGAGACGCUGGAUAACGACGGUACUGCGGACGGCGAGACGGGCGAAGCGGACGAGACCGGUGAGCUAAGGAAGAAAUCUUGCCUGACGCUUCCCGUCGAACCAAUUACCACCAACGGACACCUUCCGGAGCGUGUCGGAAGUCGUAAGCUCUCCGUGCAAGGAUUGAUUGCUUUCGCCGAGCGACGAAAAUCAUCCAGUUCUAUUUUUGGUGACAUGCGCAAAAUGUCAAUUUCCAACAUUGAUUGUCUCCGGUCGCCCAUGGUAGCGACACCGGGGGGCCCGUUGGUACGCACACGCCCUUCCUCCAAGAUGACUAAGUACGUCGAGUGCUGGGGUGCCGAUAAACCGUUCGCCAACAUCACCGACUCCAAGAUGGCGAAGAACAUUGGCCUGGCGAGUAUAGCGAUGAUCGAGUCCAAUCUGCUGCCCGAGGAUGGUUACUGCGGUGAAUGCAAGUGCUGGGGCCCACCGAAGGAAUUGCAACCCGUCACGAUGUGGUACAGGAAUACGGCCCGCGAGACCCUGUUCCGUGCACAGCCUGAGCCAACGUUUCGCUUUGAUCUCAUCUGCUCCUUCAUUCUUUUCCUCACCAUAGGACUGAUUCAAAUAAUAGUAUUUAAAAGCAAUGUAGUCGUUAUUGGUUCACUCAGUGCAACAGCUGUAGCUUUAGGAUUGUUUUUAUACUUAAGCAACUACCAGAUGUCGAACAUUUCGCCGCCGGGCAACAACGGCCCAGGACAGGUCAUAGCUGCCAGCCGCGGUCUUCGUUUAGCAAUAUUCCUCAUCGCCACAGCACUCAUUGCGAGCUGUGCCAUUUUCAGUGUGGUAAGAAUUGUGCCCCAAGCACGUUUGCCGAACACCCAAGCCGCUGCUGCCAUAAUUUUUAUUUUUUGGCCUUUUUCUCGCUUCUGCUGGCAGAUAAACUUUGACGAUUUAGUUAUAGCCGACAUACAUUUUGUGAACAACACCACCGAGGAUAUCAUGUACGACGACCAGUUCGCUCCGGUUGCUCCGGUCUACCUCUACAUGUGCGCCAUCAGCCUCGCAGCCGUGUCCGCCUUUCUGAAGGCGGGAUUUCUUGUCAAGGGGCUGCUGAUGGCAUUAUUCGUCGCCAUCCAGUCCUCGAUCCUGUGGACAAGCUCGCUGUUUGAGGCGUACGGGCUACUGAGCAGCUCAUGGCCUCUAGGAUUCCAGGGCUUACUUUUCCUGCUGCUGAUAAGUGCCGUGUUGCACACACUCGAUCGCCAGGGUGAAUAUGUCGCCCGAACCGACUUCCUGUGGAAGGCGAAGCUAAAGGUGGAACAGGAAGAGGUCGAAACUAUGCGCGGAAUCAAUAAGAUUUUAUUGGAAAACAUAUUGCCCGCACACGUCGCCCAGCACUUUCUCAAGAAGGAACGUGCCGUGCAGGAGCUGUACCACGAGAGCUACUCGUCCGUUGCGGUCAUGUUUGCAUCGAUACCGAACUACAAGGAGUUCUACGACGAAACGGAUGUGAACAAGCAGGGGCUCGAGUGCUUACGGUUGCUGAACGAGAUUAUCUGCGACUUUGACAAGCUGCUGCUCAAGCCCAAGUUCAGCGGUAUCGAGAAGAUAAAAACGAUCGGAAGUACCUACAUGAUUGCAUCCGGGCUGCGCCCCGGCAAGGAGGAAGGUGCCACGAAAAAUAAUGAGCUGGACGAGAAGCGCACCGAGGAGCAUAACGUGGUAGUGCUGGUGGAGUUUGCCAUCGCACUGAUGACGGCACUGGAUCAAAUAAAUCGUGAAUCAUUCCAACGAUUCCGGCUGCGGAUCGGGCUCAACCACGGUCCAGUGAUAGCUGGUGUCAUCGGUGCCCAAAAGCCGCAGUACGACAUCUGGAGCAACACGGUGAACGUGGCGUCGCGUAUGGAUUCGUGCGGUGUGAUGGGCCGUGUGCAGGUGACCGAAAACACGGCCAAAGUUCUGAUGGCGGCGGGCUAUUCGUGCGACUGUCGGGGUCCGAUUCACGUCAAAGGCAAAGGAAUUCUAACGACAUAUUUCGUCAAAACACCAUUCGAUGAACGUAUUUAGGAGGAAGUUUUACUAACAUGUGUGCCAAAAGACAGUGACAGUGGCAGCUUGUAAGCGAACCCAUACACCAAAGACACAGAUACAAAUACACACACACACACACACCGUCUGUCGUACAGCAGUAUUACGAGUAACAAGCGAUGAUUGUAGAAUAGAAGCGAGUUACCUAUUCGCUCCGUACUAGCCAUCGUCGGUUUUGUCGUUCAUAUCAUCGUACCUUGCAAAGCGCAUUGAGCAACCGUCAUGUUUAAUCGAUAUUGGUGAAAUCGUUCAAUCAAACUGUGUAGAGGUGUUGCAAGAGUUGCAAUCCAUAUGUGCAAAUAAAUGUUUCACAACAGGAUACACACAUACCAAACCUACCUACCUGCUGCCUACCUACAUACACCACCGAAUAAACGUGCUUGUAAACGAUUAGCGACUUUUAACUUUCGAUACAUAUUUUACAUUUUAAUGACCCUUCCGGUAAUUGUUUUAGAUGGAAAAGUUUUUCUUCUUUCUUUUAUUUUUUGUAUGCCAAAACAAAGAGCGAUCGCACAUUAGUUGUAAAACACACCUACACGGUUCAUGCAAAGUCAGUCAGGCAUUCUCGGAAGAACAUUUUUGCUUACAUCGCUUCAAUUCCAUCGCACCUAAAGCCAGCAAAAAUAAAUUUAUCCUUUACAACAAAAAAUGUCCGAUGUUGUAUUGUAAAGUUACGAAAGUA